AUGCUUGGCUUAUCGAGGGAUGGCUCGUCCGAUAUCGGUACUUCAACUAGUGAAGAUAUUUCCUUAUUGUUAGAUGACCAACGUGGUGUUGCUUUAGGUGAAUUAGUAAGAUACAAGGUUCGUGUACACAAGUCUAAGUUAAAAGAUAAUACAAUUAAUGAGUUAUAUAUUGCGCUUAAAAACAUUGAAUCGCCGCUUCUCAGGCCAGUGUACCUAACUGGUCCAUAUUCUCUUUACGUUGAUAUUCGACCCCAUAAUUAUUGCGGCUUGAGGGAGUUCAACGGUGAUGAUCUACAAUUCAUAGCGGACAUGAAACCCGACGAAACGUUUGAUGGAAUUCUGAGGCUAAACGAUGAUGCUCGUGUUGGUGAUGGGGAUGUGUAUGCAUGGACAAUUGAUGUUCUUUCACAGAUGACGGUUAUGACCGGUCAUGCGGUUCGAUAUCGGAUGGUAGUUAGCUAUUCAAGUUUAGGCAUUCGAGUGGGAAUGAAGCAGGAUCGCAAAGUGCUUGAAGCGGUUGAUUGCUUUGAAGUAGAGAUUUUAAAUACGGAGCAAAUAUGGAAUGCUGCACCUAAGUUUCCAAGUAGGCCUAUUCAUUUGGUGUUUCUUACCCAUGGGGUAUUCUCUAACGUUGGAUGCGACAUGUUAUAUAUCAAUGACAGACUGCGAGAGGAAUUUGAGAAUGUGCAGGAAAGCGAUAACCCCAAUCUAGUUAUUAGAGGGUAUUUUGAUAAUGCUGGGAAGACCCAUAAAGGAGUUGAGUAUCUUGGCAGUCGUCUUGCAGAGUACUUUAUAAGCACGAUAGAUGAAUUGCGGCAAGAUUACAAGGUUUCUAAAGUAUCUUUUAUUGGUCAUUCUUUAGGAGGAGUGGUCCAGGCUGCUGCUCUGCACUUUACAUAUCUUAAGCGCCCGGAGUUAUUCGAUGUCUCAAAGUCAGGAGUGGAACCUAUAAACUUUAUUGCCAUUGCCAGUCCCUUCCUGGGGGUCAUUGGUGAUGUUCCCAUGUAUGCUUCCUUUGCAUUGGAUUUGGGGGCCCUUGGGAAAACUGGCAGGGACUUAAAUCUAAAGAAUGACCUAGUUCUGUUCCGUUUUAAGCAUAAAAAGAAUGAGGAACGUCGGUCUAUCCUUGAGGUUAUAGCUACUGGGCCGGCCCAGUCUUUGUUUCGCAGCUUGGCUCAUCGUACUUUGUAUGCGAACGCUACUCACGACGGAAUUGUCCCUCUGCGAACUGCAGCUCUGCUGUAUUUGGACUGGUAUGGCCUACAAGCCGUCAAUUGUAUUAAAGAGAAGGAAACUGAGAAGGAAAAGGAGAAGGAAAAGGAAGGAGAAUCAGAUAUGUCUGUUGAAAAGGAUCCUUUAAGCGCUGACACUGUAGAAAUACCCAUUGAAAAAGAAGGAAAAACUCAAGGGUCAAGGUGGCUCCUUCCAAGGAAUGUGCACCGUAAAAGUAAACAUAAAUGGUAUAAACGAUCACAAACUAUUCGUCCUGGUAGUGCUUCUAUCUGGGAUGAUGACAUUGAUUUCCAUCCACCUACAAAGGCAUCCGCCUUAAUGUCUGCAGCUAAUAUUUUGGUUGCUCCUUUGCCCAAACAAGAGUAUUUAAAAUCGCCAUCAACUCGUACAGAUACGAUUUUUCACGAUAAAGUCUACUAUCCAGAGGAAUUGCCAGCUCCACACUACAAGGAUAGGGAGCUAGUAAAGAAGUUAAUUUACCCUAAUGAUAGAGUACAUCGAAUACAGGAAAAUAUAGCGAGAGGAUGGCAAGAGACAAUGAGCUGGAGAAAAGUGCUCGUGAGUCUACAACCUGAAACUCACAAUAACAUCAUUGUAAGAAGACGCUUUGUGAACGCAUUUGGAUGGGUCGUUAUUGAGCACUUAGUUAAAGAACAUUUCAGCAUUUCAGCGAGCUAA
Molecule: messenger RNA, 1911 nt
Organism: Eremothecium sinecaudum
Lineage: Eukaryota; Fungi; Ascomycota; Saccharomycetes; Saccharomycetales; Saccharomycetaceae
Product: putative hydrolase
Exons: 1
Coding region: 1-1911 (636 amino acids)
Molecular function (GO): monoacylglycerol lipase activity
Source: RefSeq, a predicted model, not a curated record